Triplophysa dalaica is the source of this 1698-nucleotide messenger RNA. RefSeq names its product tRNA selenocysteine 1 associated protein 1b (gene trnau1apb). NCBI's taxonomy places the organism in Eukaryota, Metazoa, Chordata, Actinopteri, Cypriniformes, Nemacheilidae. The record is from RefSeq and is a predicted model, not a curated record. The coding region runs from base 115 to 1077 and encodes 320 amino acids. The transcript has 9 exons. Gene Ontology annotation, molecular function: RNA binding.
AAACGGAAGUGUGUUUCACUAAACGUUCUGUUAGCUUCACCACGCAACAUCUAAAACAAACCGUGUCACAUCAAUUCCACAAACCUCGGCGCUGCGGCAAUUUCAACCGGCAAGAUGUUUAACCGAAUGACAAGCUUAUGGAUGGGUGAUUUGGACCCCUACAUGGAUGAAAAUUUCAUCAAGCAAGCUUUCAGCACUAUGGGAGAGACUGCCUACAAUGUCAAAAUUAUUACACACAGACUUACUGGAGGGUCUGCUGGAUACUGUUUUGUGGAGCUGGCAGAUGAGGCCAGUGUAGACCGCUCCGUGCAGAGGCUUAAUGGGAAGCUGGUUCCAGGAUCAAAUCCGCCCAGGAAAUUCAAGCUGAACUUUGCAACAUAUGGGAAGAGGCCUGAGCCAGGCCCAGAAUACUCAGUUUUUGUUGGAGAUCUCACAUCGGAAGUGGAUGACUACCAGCUUCAUCAGUUCUUUUUGAAAAAAUUCCCUUCAUGCAAAGGAGGCAAAGUUGUCACUGACCCCUAUGGAAACUCCAAGGGGUACGGCUUCGUGAAGUUUAGUGAUGAGAACGAACAGAAGAAAGCCCUUGAGGAGUUCCAGAAUGCAUCAGGUCUGGGAGGAAAACCCAUCAGAAUAAGCAUCGCUGUCAACAAAGGCAACAAAACAAACAGUUACCACAACCAGAAUCAAACUUACAACAGCAGCUACCAACAGCAAUACUAUCAACAACCCUACAACAAUUACUAUCCACAGUGGGGCUAUGAUCAGUACAACAGUUAUAACUACGGCUACAACCCCUAUGCUACCCCCCCUCCAGUUCCACAAGGGAUGAUGGGGCCGCCCCCACCCAUGGGGAUACCCCCCAAUCCCGCUGACAUGCAAGCAUCCACAGAGUCACAAGAUGCCACUGAGGAAGUUGAGGAGGACCCCGCCGAAGAUCCAAACCCACAGGUGGAUGUGGAGGUGUUGAACAGGCAGUACAUGGAGCGCAGUGAGGAGCUUUAUGAUUCACUCAUGGAUUGUCACUGGCAGCCGCUCGACAGUGUCACAUCUGAAGUUCCUGUGAUGAAUGGCUACUGACUGUCUGAAACGAGCAUAUUAUGGAUUAUUCUACAAAAACUUGCCUUUUUUUAUUCCGCUCUGAGCAAGUUCUUUCUCCACUGUUCGCCUUUUAUUUGAAACUUCAACCCAGCAGACAAAAUGUUUCUUUUCAUGCGUGUCCAUCAUCUUUGUGUUUCAUAGUGAGGUAGAGAUUUUUUUGUACAGAAUGUUUUUAUUUUAUUAGGGAUGGAAAGUAUUGACCAUUGCCAUUUUAAAUCGGAAGCAUUGCCUUUUGCCUUAUUAAACUUUUUCCUUGCUGUGAAUGCUCAUGUAAGCAUGCUUUGUGGGUAUUUAUCUUAUGUGGUCCAAAUAAGGAUCUUGUCUUGAUAAAACGUUACUGAUGGUUUAUGCAGUUUGAAGCCAUUCUUCGGCGUAUUAAAUGAGACAUCCAUAUAAAAUUGAAGAACAUACUUUUGCCAAUUAUUGCUUGUACAGGAAUACACAACGUGGAGAUACUCAGAAAUUACCAUUUAAUGUUAAAUUGCAUAAUAUGGCUGCAGUUUCUUAUUUAAGCCUACACUUUAAAGACAUUUUGUGGGUAUUUUUCUAAUAAAAGUGAGAUUGUCAAGGAUUUACCUAAUAAAUUCAUGUGAAGUCUCA